This is a messenger RNA of Botrytis porri, 270 nucleotides long. RefSeq lists its product as uncharacterized. The coding region runs from base 1 to 270 and encodes 89 amino acids. The transcript has a single exon. NCBI's taxonomy places the organism in Eukaryota, Fungi, Ascomycota, Leotiomycetes, Helotiales, Sclerotiniaceae. The record is from RefSeq and is a predicted model, not a curated record.
AUGGAUAGCCGGUUCAAGGGUUCAAAAUUCGAUACUUUCAGAGAGAAAGGAUUGAUCGUGUGGAGUGUUAUAGAUUGGGAUGUUAAAACAGAAGAGGCAAGUGCUUGGAUGUCUAGCACGAUGGUCAAUAGCAUGAUCAAGCAGGGAGAUUGGAGUUGUGGUUUGUUCAGAAUUGAUACAUGGCAAAGAUGUUGGCAACAACCGCUUAUGAUGAAGGAUGUAAGAAAAGGUGAGGUCUGGAAGGAUGAUAUCACUGCAGUUGCAGAUUAA